CUCGAGCGGUGAGCGUGCGGCUCUACUCCCAUAUAUAUACAUAUAUAUAUUCCACAUCCCAACCGAUAGAAAAGUAGCAACAGCAGCCCAGUUAUGUGCUUGCCAAAUGCAAUUAACAACUGAUUGAUUUCGAAACUCAGCAGCGGUAAUCGAGUUCAAAAUCAUCCAAAUACACUAAAUGGAUUGAAAGUGUCGCAGUGGCAAAAGUGUUGUAGCUAGUUAGUGUCUUGUGUGCUAAGUGUGUGUGUUAUUUGUGUGCGUUCCAAGGAUUAGAGUCGCGGAGGAGAAUGGAGCACGAUAGCUUCGAUGAUCCCAUUUUCGGGGAGUUCGGCGGCGGGCCACUCAAUCCACUGGGCGCCAAGCCACUGAUGCCCACCACAACGGCCAUGCAUCCCGUGAUGCUGGGCAGUGUCCACGAGUUGUGCAGCCAACAGCCGCAGCAUCAGCAGCAGCAACGAUUGCCCGACUGCAACACCAUACUGCCGAAUGGCGGAGGAGGAGGAGCAGGCUCUGGCGGCGCUGGAGGAUCGCCCAACUAUGUGACCAAGCUGGAUUUCGUCAACAAGAUGGGCUGCUACUCGCCCAGCCAGAAGUACGAGUACAUUAGUGCGCCGCAGAAGCUGGUGGAGCAGCAGCAGCAGCACCAUCAACACCAUCACCACUACACGGCCACGCCCCCGCCCAGCCACAAUGGCAUCCUGCUGCACAAGCAAUCCUCCCAGCAGCAGCAGCAGCAGCAACAGCUGGUGGGCAUCCUGGACUAUCAUCCGCUCAAUGGCAAGCUGGACUACUCCUCGUCGCCCAAGGAUCAGUACGAGCCGCAGCAGCUGCAGCAUCUGUACGGCGGCAGUCCGCAUCAUCUGGACCAUUUGGAUCAUGGCAGUGAUGGCUUGCUCCAGGACUCCUCACCCGUCAUGAUCAACGGAGGAUCCGCCGGGGGCAAGCUCAAGAAGCCCGAUGAGAUGUGCUCGCAGUUGGAGGCGAGUGGUGCUGGAGUUACUCCGCCGAGUAGUACCUCCACGGUGGUUAAUGGCACCACCAAUGGCACUGGCAACGCCAACUCCUCCUCCUCCGCCGUCGUUGGCAUUCAGGGGGCGGCGGGCACAGCGGGGGGCGUGGCAGCUCCUGCAGCCAAAAAGGACGGAAGCAGCAGCAAGAAGAAGGGCGAUCCCAAUGGCAUCAAGAAGAAGAAGACGAGAACCACCUUUACUGCCUACCAGCUGGAGGAGUUGGAGCGUGCCUUUGAACGUGCUCCGUAUCCGGAUGUUUUCGCCCGCGAGGAGCUGGCCAUCAAGCUGAAUCUGAGCGAAUCCCGUGUGCAGGUGUGGUUCCAGAACCGACGCGCCAAGUGGCGCAAGCACGAGCCACCGCGCAAGACGGGCUACAUCAAGACGAGCACGCCGCCGACGGCGACACUGAAUCCCGGAACCCUAGCCCCACCAUUCACCAGCUAUCCGCAGACGACGACGGUCACGCCGCCGGGCAGCAUGGACAGCUGGACCAGCUACCAGACGCCCUACGAGCUGACGCCCCAGUUCAGCCUGCUCUCGCCGGCGGCCAGUCCGUAUGGCACCUAUUCCGGCCAGUACGGUGCCUAUGUGCACGAAAGCCAGCUCUUCCCGAUGCGCCACUACGAGUACGGCAGUCCCACGCGCAUGGAAAUUGGCGCCACAUCCGGUUCGGUGGCCGGAAACGGAGAUGAGUCGGUGGCCAAUGGCGGCAGCUAUCAGACGGCGGAACUGCAGACCGCCCAGCAGCAGCAGCAGCAACUGGCCGACGGCACACUGGUCACCGUCCAUGCCCACCAACAGCAGCAGCAGCAGCAACUCAAUGGCAAGUACCUGAGCGCCGAGGAGGCCAAAUACGUGCACCUGCAGUGCCAUCAGAGUGGCGCUGGUUUGGAGCUGAGUCCCGGCGCCAGCUGUCACCUGGUGGAGGCGCAGGGCCAGCACUAUGUGACCACGGCGACGGGAGGAGCUGCAUCCGCGGGCGGCACCAGCAGCGAUGACAACGACAGCGGCGGCAUGCAGACUGUGAUCAAGAGCGAGGAGGUCGGCCAGCAGCAGCAGCCGCAGCAGGCACAGAGCUACGUCCUGCCGCCUUUUUUGCACUGAGAGAAAUGCUCACACACCGGCGACAGCAACAACAUCAGCGACGCUGGGCCACGCCCAUCAGCACGCCGAACGCCCGUUUCCGGCGGCCAUUUUGAAGGGAUGGGGGCGUGGAGUGUGCAGCAUUUCCAACUGUGUUUCUCCGACUGAAAGUGGGGCUCCAGAAAAGCGGAUUCCCAAAGAUAAAGCCUCAUAAGUAGUAGAAUUCAUCAUCGGUUUACUUAAAACUAGUUGCAUUCAAGAAUUGGGGAGAGUCCAAAAAUUUGAUAUUUAAUUUGAUAAUAUAUUGUCUUUAGUACAUAUUUCCACUCCCUUGGAGUUUUUCUGGCCAGUCCCACGCAGUUUCUGGCCACUGUUUCCAUAUUGCCAUAGGUUCCUUUUAGGUUUAAUGACGCAAGUUGCAACAACAACGGAAUCCACAAGUCUUGCCAAAUCAUAAUGCGGUUACUCCAGUCUAAGUCUAGGUUAAUCCAGGGCUAGGGGCUCUGCAACGAGAGCCCCGCCCCCAGAAUGCAUUCCAAAUGUGCCUUACCAAAACACGGGUGACGAGUGACCUCCCUCCCACUGGGACACUUCGUUGCCCAACAAACUUAGUUUUAGUUAUCCUACUCGUAGGCUAAGUUCCAUUUGCUGUUGUGUAGUUAGACAAUAAAGUGCUUUUUAUAUUGUA
Molecule: messenger RNA, 2781 nt
Organism: Drosophila mauritiana
Lineage: Eukaryota; Metazoa; Arthropoda; Insecta; Diptera; Drosophilidae
Product: homeobox protein Hox-A3
Exons: 2
Coding region: 288-2114 (608 amino acids)
Biological process (GO): regulation of transcription by RNA polymerase II
Molecular function (GO): DNA-binding transcription factor activity, RNA polymerase II-specific; RNA polymerase II transcription regulatory region sequence-specific DNA binding
Source: RefSeq, a predicted model, not a curated record